AUGGCGGCCACUGCUCGCCGUGAAAUUGACACGGGGGAGGAGGAUAUAGCUGCCAUCGCCAAGCAGAUUUCGGAUCAUGCGGAAGCUAUUUAUCAAACAUGGAAAGCUCGUGGCCUCGCGCCCACGGAGAUACUGUCGUGCAGACCCACGCCCGGACUGAAACUGGCCGAGAGCCUACGGACCAAACCGAAGCCCGAACCGAAGCCUGAUUUAAAGCAACGUCCGGAGAUACGGAGAGAUCGGCCGGAGUUACGGUCCAAUAUACGUACUGAACAGAGAUCGGAGCCAAGACGAGAUAUUCGGCUCAAUCCGGAAAGUGAAACCGUUGAGAUAUCUCAUCCCCCAGAUUUAGUACCAGAACGGAACAAUCCCGGGUCGGGUAGCAAUACUAGACGCACAGAUUCAGCAGCUAUGAGGCUGGAGGUGGCGCGUGAGGAAGAAAGACUCUUAAGGGCGCUCCGUACAGGUGGUAUUGUUGCUGAACGACCGUCAGAGAGACCCGAUGUCGUGCCUCCAGUUUCGCUUGUAGACUACGCUAAAAGUAGAUAUCAGGAUAGAUUAGAUACUGGUGCGAAGAAACCAGCGACGGGAGCUAGUGGAGAAAGAAGGGCUUCUUUUGGUUCUCAUGUUACAGAGGCUAGGUCGAAGUUUGAGGCACGAGCUCGUCGCGCUUCUAGUGCAGGAGCCGGCGAGGCCUCCUCUUCAUCAGGCGCAGGGCCGGUUCGUCCUUUCUUGACGAGAGGCUCCGUGGCUGAGCGGGUUCUCAUGUUCGAAAGAUGUCCCAGCGAAGCAACAUUAGAAUUAGCUAAACGAAAAUCCCCAGCUACUGCGACGUGGCGAGGAUCCCACGACGUUAUUGGAAGAGCUCAGGUAAAAUAUUAUCAAUUACAUGUUAAUCACUAUACUAACAAUACGUGA
Molecule: messenger RNA, 918 nt
Organism: Danaus chrysippus (African queen)
Lineage: Eukaryota; Metazoa; Arthropoda; Insecta; Lepidoptera; Nymphalidae
Source: the annotation of a GenBank genome assembly